GAGGUAGCAACCUGUGAGCCGUCCUAUUAUAAGGGGACACAGUAUAUUUUCUUAAAGAUGUUUGAGCAAGGCCUGGCAUUUCAAAAAAAGGCGCCCGUAAACUGGGACCCGGUGGACAUGACAGUAUUGGCGGAUGAACAAAUCGAUGGCAGUGGCUGCUCUUGGAGGUCUGGGGCCAAAGUGGAGAAGAAGUAUCUCACACAGUGGUAUCUGCGGUGCACUUCUUUCUCUGAGGCUCUGCUGAAAGGCCUGGAGGAAGUGGACAAGAAUCUCUGGCGAGAUAUCAUCCUGCUACAGAGGCAUUGGAUUGGGGAAUGUAAGGGCUGCAGAAUUGACUUUGUCGUAAUCAGCCAGACUGAUGGUGCAGGACUUCCAGUGAGUGUGUACACGGAGAAUUUAGACUUAAUCUUUGGUGUAUCUCAUCUCAGUGUGAAACCAUCCCAUCACUUUUGUGUGGACUUUGGUGUUACUGAGAUAGGUGCUGUUCUGCCUGUCCAUGCUGUGCACCCGUUCACUGGAGAGAAGCUGAAAGUGGUGGUGACAGACGAGAGACACAUAUACCCUAACAGAGAUGUGAAGUUGGCCAUUCCAUGCAUCUCAAAGGAAGAUCUGACGGUCGCUGAGAGACUUGGAAUUCCCGUCCGCAAAGUACUGGACACGCCAGAUUCUGAUCUCUUGCAGGCUUCCGAGCAGCUUAAUGGGCUAAGUCGACGAGAAGCAUUGGAGUGCGUUCGGAAACUAGCUCAGGCUCGUGGUAUAGGUGGAGAGAAGAUCAGCGAAAACUUAAAUGACUGGUUGAUAUCUCGGCAGCGAUACUGGGGGACCCCGAUUCCCAUAAUUCACUGCAAAAAAUGUGGGACUGUCCCUGUGCCCCUUGAGGACCUGCCCGUGGAGCUCCCAGACAUACAAGGCCUGAGCAGCAAAGGAGGUCGCUCACCGCUGGCUGAUAUUGAACACUGGGUCAACGUUUCCUGUCCAAAGUGUGGAUCAGCGGCUCGCAGAGAAACUGACACAAUGGACACCUUCGUUGAUUCCACCUGGUACUUCCUCCGCUACCUUGACCCCUUCAAUGACAGGAUGCCCUUCGACCCUGAGGUGGCCAACAAGUAUAUGCCUGUGGAUUUGUAUGUUGGAGGGAAAGAGCAUGCUGUGCUUCAUCUCUACUACGCCCGGUUUAUGUGCCACUUCCUUCACUCUGUGGGCAUGCUAAACUCCAGGGAACCAUUCAAAAACCUCUUGACCCAGGGCAUGGUCAAGGGUGAGAGCUUUAAGGUCAAGGACACUGGUAAAUACUUACCCAGGGACAAGGCUGAUACAUCCGGUGCUGUUGCCAUAGAGACAGAAACAGGAGCUGAGCUGACUGUUGAGUGGGAGAAGAUGAGCAAGAGCAAAUAUAAUGGAGUCAAUCCAGAGGAUGUGCUAGAGGAGUUUGGAGUCGACUCGACCCGUCUGUGUAUGCUCUCAAAUGUCUCCCCUCAGUCUGACAGGAACUGGUCACAUAUCGUCUACAAGGGAGUGUUGAACUGGCAGAACAGAAUCUGGGGCCUUGUGACCAAUCAGAGAAGCUGCCGAAACAGAGACGGCAGUGAACAGAAGGGUCACGGUGGUGCUGUAAACACAGAGGAGCUGAGCAAGUGGGAGAAGAAAAUAGAUGAGACUCGUAACUUUACUAUUAAUAAUGUGACCUUUCAGUUUGAUCGGACAUUUCAUAUCAACUCGGCCAUCUCAAGACUUCAUACUUAUGUAACCUGGUUGAUGAAAGUGCCGCCUGAAGUGACAAGUACCAGCAAGGCUUAUGAGCGUGCCCUGGCUGACCUUGUUGUCAUGCUAAGUUCCAUGGCACCACACUUUGCUUCUGAACUGUGGGCGGGGCUUGCAGAUGUAGCUCAGUUCGAAACACAUCAGUGGAAUCUUCCAGUCUUGGAGCAAGCAUGGCCGCAGCUGGAUGACGAUUUUCUGAUGCCAUUAGUCUGCAAGAUCAAUGAUGUGGAUGUUUUUGAAGUGGGAGUGCCCUACCAAGACUUUGACCUACUCGACGAACACUCAGCCAUGCAACUGGUGCAGAAAAGCUCAAUUUUUCAAGAGAAAUUCUCCCAACACAGUAUUGCCAGUUUGAAGUUGAAAGUUGAAGAUGGCCACAAAGCUUUACUGAGCAUGCGUUUGCCAGACUUUGAUUUUGAAAUCUCUGGCAGUUCAGCGGAGAAAACAAAAAUAAAAAAGAAAUUGAGUAAGCAAAGAGUUAGGCUGUAUUCUGCAGACGUAACUGAUUGA
Messenger RNA from Candidula unifasciata, 2271 nucleotides. NCBI's taxonomy places the organism in Eukaryota, Metazoa, Mollusca, Gastropoda, Stylommatophora, Geomitridae. The record is from the annotation of a GenBank genome assembly.